Messenger RNA from Ostreococcus tauri, 114 nucleotides. The record is from the annotation of a RefSeq genome assembly. Lineage: Eukaryota; Viridiplantae; Chlorophyta; Mamiellophyceae; Mamiellales; Bathycoccaceae.
AUGGUUGAAACACUUCUUUCAGGAAUUGUUCUUGGCCUCAUGCCGGUAACCCUCGCAGGGUUAUUCACAACUGCGUACCUUCAGUACCGACGUGGAGAUCAAUUAAAUCUUUAA